Messenger RNA from Tetrahymena thermophila SB210, 1173 nucleotides. RefSeq names its product cyclic nucleotide-binding domain protein, putative. The record is from RefSeq and is a predicted model, not a curated record. Gene Ontology annotation, biological process: activation of GTPase activity; nucleocytoplasmic transport. Gene Ontology annotation, cellular component: nucleus; cytosol; perinuclear region of cytoplasm. Lineage: Eukaryota; Ciliophora; Oligohymenophorea; Hymenostomatida; Tetrahymenidae. Gene Ontology annotation, molecular function: small GTPase binding; GTPase activator activity. The transcript is spliced from 14 exons.
AUGAUAUAAUAGAUUAAAUACUACAGCGAAUUAAAAGAAUUUUUAAAUUCUUCAAUUUAAUCUGACUAGGCGGCUCUCAAUAUUAAUAUGUAGAGUUAAAUUGGUGAUUAAGGUUCAAAAGACUAAAGUUCUGCAUUAGCAAAUUACACUAAUCUAUAAAAUUUGACACUUAGUCUUAGAUGUAAUUAAAUUGGUGAUUAAGGUACAUAAGACAUAAGUUCUGCCUUAGCAAAUUACACUAAUCUCUAAAAUUUGACACUUGAUCUUGAGUCUAAUUAAAUUGGUGAUUAAGGUAUAUAAUACUUAAGUUCUGCUUUAGCAAAUUACACUAAUCUCUAAAAUUUGACACUUAAUCUUAGGUGUAAUUAAAUUGGUGAUUAAGGUAUACAAUACUUAAGUUCUGCCUUAGCAAAUUACACUAAUCUCUAAAAUUUGGAACUUAAUUUUUGGUCUAAUUACAUUGGUGAUUAUGGUAUAUAAUACUUAAGUUCUGCUUUAGCAAAUUGCACUAAUCUCUAAAAUUUGGAACUUAAUCUUUGGCUUAAUUAAAUUGGUGAUUAAGGUAUAUAAUACUUAAGUUCUGCUUUAGCAAAUUGCACUAAUCUCUAAAAUUUGAAACUUAAUCUUUGUAAAACUUCAAUUGGUGCAGUUUGUGCAUUAAACUUAUGUUCUGCUUUAGCAAAUUGCACUAAUAUCUCAAAUUUAGUACUUGAUCUUGGUGAAAAUUAAAUUGAUGCAACAGGUGCAUAAGGCAUAGGUUCUAAUUUAGCAAAUUUGACUAAUCUCUCAUAUUUGGUACUUACUCUUAAGUUCAAUUAAAUUGGUGAUGAAGGUGCAUUAGGAUUAUGUACUGCUUUAGCAAAUUGCACUAAUCUUUAAACUUUAGCACUUAAUCUUGCGAAAAAUAGAAUUGGUAAUUAAGGAGUAUUAGGAUUAGGUUCUGUUUUAGCAAAUUGCACUAAUCUCUCUAUUUUGGAACUUAAUCUUAUGGGAAAUUAAAUUGAUGAUACAGGUGCUUCAGCAUUAGCUUCUGCUUUAGCAAAUUGCACUAAUCUCUAAAGUUUAGCACUUGACCUAGCUUAUAACUAAAUGAGUGAUUCAUAAUAUUUAAAAGUACUAAUCAAGUGCCUUAAAUUAAAGAGAUUAGUUGACUUAAUUAAAAUAUAUUAUUGA